Molecule: messenger RNA, 3329 nt
Organism: Polyodon spathula (Mississippi paddlefish)
Lineage: Eukaryota; Metazoa; Chordata; Actinopteri; Acipenseriformes; Polyodontidae
Product: CDKN2A-interacting protein-like
Exons: 3
Coding region: 25-891 (288 amino acids)
Cellular component (GO): nucleoplasm; nucleolus
Source: RefSeq, a predicted model, not a curated record
UUGUAGAGUGCCUCUGUUGCAGUGAUGGCGGAGGGCAGGAGUGGAGACGAUAUCGUGUCAGAGUUUCUCCAGCAGAACCCUCACCUGGCGCAGUGGGUAGAGUCUCUGGCGGGGGAGAGCGAGACAGAGAAGCAGUGGCGCGCCCGACGAGAGUUCAUCCUCCGUAACAUGGAGGGCUUUCCCACCAUCCAGCCAGGCAGCCCCAGCCCCAGCCUGGACCGGCUGAUCUCGCUGUCCAUGGUCUGGGCUAACCACAUCUUCCUGGGCUGCCGCUACCCCCAGCCAGUGAUGGACAAGAUAACCGAGAUGGCAGAAGGGAUUGCUGUCCACAACGCUCCCACCCACAAGACUAGAGACGAGAUAAUGGGCACGAGUAAAGAUGCCUCCAAGAAGCCGAAACCAGGAGUUGGUUACAGAGCCAAAACUGGGCCUUCGCUACAGGCCCCCAAGGAGCACCAGCCUUUCUUCAACCGGCUGUACAAGGCAAUUGCCUGGAAGCUGGUGUCAGCAGGGGGGUUUGGGCCAAACAUAGACCACUUUGAGAUCCUGCGGACCUGCGUGGAGUCUGCCAAAGCCAGCCUGGGUUGUGUUUUUGUGCCCCUGAAGGAUAUCCCAGACCUGCCAGCAGGCCGGGCCCAGCAGGGGGGGCUGGUGUGUGAGCUGCGCUGUCAAACAGUGUACCUGGGAACCGGCUACGGGCGCGGAGAGGACAGUGCCAGGGCCAUGGCAGCCAAAGAGGCUCUGAAGCUCUUCCAGAGCCGCAAGGUCACGGUAAAGAUCUUCCGCCGGAAGUACAGAGGCCGUGAUGUGGAGGAUUUAGUGCUGCACGAUGACCAAAUGAGGAACUCUAGCUUUCCCCCUGCGCUGAGCUACCCCUUUGAUCCAGAGUAGCAACAGCUGCAGAAUCCAGUCCUUUGGAACAGCAGGAAACACACACACACACACACCUACCUAGAGUUGCAAAGAGCUUACAAGCUCUUCCUUGGGGCUCACUUACCGUUAUGAGGCACAGCAAAUAAUACAAGGCAUUUGUUAAUGCUUUGUAACUCUCUUUGUUCCUCCUUAGAUUUUCCCUGGUUCUAAUUUUAGCCAGGUGUAUCUUGCCAUCUAUUGCACACAGAACACUUACAGCAGACUAGGAGAAGGCAGGGAGUUUUGAUUUCACAUUCCCUUUAACUGUGAUUCCUUUUGAGAAAUAAAGCAGUCAUCAGGAAGAAUUAAUCAACAAAUACUACUUAACUGUAAUGCCUUCCUGUUUACCAGUGGAAAGUGUAAUCCUGGCUGCAGUCGGCUGUUAGUCCUUUGCUGGGCAACUUUUAAUACUCAUGACGGCUGUGAAGAAUUAAGUGAUAUUUCAGCUCCAAUGUUGUAGGAAAGUUUCCCCAGCUUAUCUUAACAUGUAAAUAACAAGAAACUUGUUAUAGUUUUUUUGUUAAUGUAAAAGAGAAGAAGUUUAUGUUUUAACUGAAUGGGAGGGAAUGUUUAAAACCAGACAAAUGUAAAGUGUGUGUGUGUUUUUUUUCUUUUUUUAAUCAAAAUUGGUAUCUCAUUUGGAAUAAGCUACAUCUCCCCUGUACACAUAUUUUGAUGCAUCAGAAUUGGUUUGGUCUUGCUUAAAUGUUUCAGUAAGACUUCUAGUUAAUUUUGAGUGAAUUUAAGUAUUUUUAGAACUAGUUCAGUCUGAAUGUAUUUAUUUUAUGUUUGUAUUUUUUACUUAAGUAUUUAAAUGAAUCCUCUAGAUUUGUUUCUCUUUGGGUACACACUGAGUGAGCCUGUUGGCCACAGGUGAACAGAUUUUCAAGAAAGCUGGACCAUUUUUAGCAGAGCACACAGAUCAGAAGCAUGUGUACCGCUUUCUCAUUUUAAAAUAAAAGGUUUGAUAAACUUCAAGGAUGCUUGGCCUGCAGGUUUACCAAGGUACAUGAGUUCAGCUUCGCCCUUUACUGCUCAGAAACAGCUGCACGCUCCACAAGCUCAACUUCAAAUCCAAGCCCGGCAAAUAAAACACUGGCUCUCUUCUACAUCAACACAUUGUUAUUGUGUUUGCUAUGAUGGGGGGGGGGGGGGUUCAUUACAGAUAACCAAAGAUGCUAAAAGCAUGCACAUGUUUGGACACACAUCAGCAGGUAGAGCGCUAGCUUCAGCCAUUUAACUGCUUGCAUUAACAACAUUGUGGUAAAUGUACUGACCUUUAAACAACGUGUGACGAUGCUUCUGCCUGAUUGAGCAAAUGUAAUCUAAUCUGGUCAGCCUGAGGUGAUAAACGAUGUCAUGCUUAUCAUGUUUGUUCACAGUGCCUGCAUUCAUGAGGCCAGUCUUCUGUAAAUUGUUGUAAACUUUUUUUUUUCCAAGUUUGUAAAUGAACAACAAAACAUUUGUGGGUUUUUUUUUUUUUUAAAUUUUUUUUAAAUUUAUUGUAGAAGUUUUAACAGUGAGGGGAUAUAUAGUGAUGCAGAUUAUUAUUUUUUAGUAAUUAAAUAGUAAAUUAAUUCUUCACGUCCAAUGCUUAGGACAAAGGUGUUACCUGAAGACACAUGAUCCUGUUUACUCUCCUAGGAUAUUGUUUUACCUCUAGAAAAUCUACAGAAUCACCAUUAGAAGGCGCCACAAGCUUAAGAACCAAUACAGAAAAAAAGGAAGAAACAGUUAGAGGCCAUUUAAAGCUGUCACUUUAUGAGACCUUUUGAACCCCAGUUCAUUAAAUUCACUAACGGUGACAGGAGCCGUGUUGCUGUCCCUUGGCAUGAUCUUGUAGCUUUCUGAAGGGAGACGGAGCUGUCCAGCCCUGUUAAUGUCACUGACAGCUGUCCACCUGUUCUGUUGUGCUAGCAGCUAAUAUUAAGAGUGAUGAAGCGGAUGUCUUUAUCGGACUGUCACAGAGCUGAGAUUGUUUUUAAAAUAUUGCUAUUAAUGAACAGAAUGAAGUCCAGCAGCAGUGAAUGUUUCAUUCUGUAGUAACCGCAUGCACAAGGUGACAAGUCAUGGUAAUUUUUUGGUACUGUUGAGCAGAAAUAUAUUCAGCAGCAGAGUGAUAGAAGCUGGCAAGUGGAGGCAUAAGCUGAUGGGCAAUAUAUUGGUAUUCAUGUUAUUACACACAUGAUUUAAAAUACCUGUUGAGUUACCAAUGGGUUUUCCACAGCAGCAUUGCAAGGUAUAGUCACUGUUGACUAACUGAAUUAAGCUUGUAAUACUAAUGACCUCAUUGCAAUGAAUCUGUGGUCUACCUUCACUCGGCUUUCUAGCAUUUCCCAGCAUUUUCUUCUGCAGAGGAAGAGCCCUGACUCGCUUUAGUUUGUAUGUUUGUCAAAUAAAAUAAAUCUUUCAAGGUG